This is a messenger RNA of Echinostoma caproni, 258 nucleotides long. NCBI's taxonomy places the organism in Eukaryota, Metazoa, Platyhelminthes, Trematoda, Plagiorchiida, Echinostomatidae. The record is from the annotation of a GenBank genome assembly.
AUGAAGAAUUUUCUAUCCGUUUGCGUCCUCAUAAUGAUGACGUUGGCCACAUCCUCAGUGUCCAUACCGCAUAGAUAUGAACUGUCAGAUUGGCUGUCACCGGUGGCCGAAGCCUAUCCGAUUGAAGCCAGCCCCGAUGAGGAAGAUGCAGUGGAUCGUUUGAUUCACACUUGGAAGGCGCGAUCGAACGAGGAGGAACAAUUCCAACCAAUACGGCGACUCGAGCGUCGACGAUUCUCGCGUCCUCACGGUCGCUGA